ACUUUCAGCUUUGAUGCUUCCUUUUCAGAACGCUCCAUUCGGUGUGUAACUUACGUACGUAUGUAAAUAGAUUAAAUUAUCGUUAUUAAAUAAUUGAAUAAUACACGAGUUCAUCGAUUUCUUGCGGUGUGAUUUUUAUAUCUGCCACUAUUUAUUCUUAGGACCCGUGAUCCGGUGACACCGGAAUAUGAAAUGGCAAAAUUCGUAGCGUGUAUUGUAUUAGUUUAUUUAGGUGUAUGUUGUAAUAUAUUAAAUGCAGAUGAAAGUCAUGAUGAGGAUGUUAGGAAUGCGACACAUAAGCCACCUUACAAGAGUCCAGAACCUUCCGGCUUUGCUUACUUAGCAGAGCACUUUGACAGUAAAGAAAGGUUUAAAAACACAUGGGUAUUAUCAGAAGCAAAGAAGGAUGAUAUUGAUGAAGAUAUUGCAAAAUAUGAUGGAAGUUGGUCCACCGAAGAGCUGAAAAGACAUGCCGAGAAUGGAGAUUUUGGACUAGUGCUUAAAAGCAAAGCUAGACAUGCUGCCAUUUCUACAUUAUUAACUAAGCCAUUUUAUUUUAAAGACAAACCUUUGAUUGUACAAUAUGAAGUUAAUUUCCAAGAAGGACAGGAAUGUGGUGGUGCCUACCUUAAGUUACUCACAUUGGAUGAUAAUUAUAGUGACUUGAAACAGUUUCAAGAUAAAACACCAUAUGUGAUAAUGUUUGGGCCUGAUAAAUGUGGCAAUGAUCAUAAGCUGCAUUUUAUAUUCCGACAUCAGAACCCACUAAAUGGUACAAUCACAGAGAAACACUGUAAGAAGGCAAAGGAUCGGCUAGAAGACUAUUUCAAGGAUAAAAAUCCACAUCUGUACACUCUGAUUAUACGGCCUGAUAACAGCUACGAGAUUAAAGUGGACAAUAAAAUACUAAAUUCAGGUUCAUUGAUGGAUGAUUUUAUUCCACCAGUGAAUCCACCUCUAGAGAUAGAGGAUCCCGACGACAAGCAACCAGAGGAUUGGGAUGAUAGAGAAAAAAUCCCCGACCCAUUGGCGGUUAAGCCAGACGACUGGGACGAAGAUGCACCAGUGCAAAUUGUCGAUGAGACGGAUAUUAUGCCUGAGGGAUGGCUCGAGGACGAACCACCCACGAUAUCGAAUCCGAAUGCGGUCAAACCCGACGAUUGGGACGAUGUGAUGGAUGGCGAAUGGGAGGCACCGGAAGUAUUGAAUCCGAAAUGCGCCGACGCUCCCGGCUGCGGACCAUACAAGCAGAAUAUGAAGAAGAAUCCGCGAUAUAAGGGGAAAUGGCUGGCGCCGCUUAUUAACAAUCCCAAUUACAAAGGAAAGUGGAAGCCUAGACUUAUACAUAACCCCGACUACUUUAACGACGAACAUCCGUUCGAAAUGUUACCGAUUAGCGCUGUUGGUUUUGAGCUGUGGUCAAUGUCACCCGACAUAUAUUUUGAUAAUAUUAUUAUCACGGACGAUGAAGAAGUCGCGAGGAAAUGGGCGGACGAUACCUUCGAGAUUCGACGUGUUAAGAUCGCCAAGGAAAAUUGGAGCAUAUGGAAACGGAUCGUGAACUUUACCACGGAUCAUCCGUGGAUAUGGACAGUAUAUAUAUCAGUAUUUUUAAUCCCAAUAGUGCUGAUAGUAUAUUGUUGCUGCUAUGAGGAUAAUGUCAUGUAUCAGGAUAAAUCGGAAUCGAAAGAAGAGGAAGAUAAACAGCUCAUGGAUAUAAACGAUGAUCUCGCGGACAUCGCGAAAGAUGAAUUGCAAUCCCCGAAUCUUGAGCUUUCUGAUCAGCAGCCUAUUAUCGAAGAAAUAGAAGAUAAAGAGACUGGAACAGAGGAAAUAAUCGAGGGCGAUAAGGAUGCACCACUACUCAGUGGCGAAGGACCACGUCGAAGAAAACCAAAUAAAGAGUAAUACAAAAAAUUUUUAAAGAAAAUUAUUGCGCUGGUAUUUAUGUAAUAUUAUCACAUUCCACACUACACUUGCCACUGUGGAUAGUAGGGUUACCAAAUCACUAGUAAAGUCAGUCACUGAGAUGUGAUCAAUAGUAUUUAAUUCCAUGUCUAUAUAAGAGGGUACUGACACGACUUCGUAUAUAAAUUGUCACCGAUAUAUUUGAGGAAGCUGUUCUUGGAUUAUAUACGCUUUCAUAUGAGAAUGCAUAUACGAUGCAUCUGUAUUACAAAAAAAAAAAAAGAAAAAACAAAACAUUGCAAAAGUAUCGUCCAUUAGAGAACAGGAAAUGCUCUAAUAGCACAUGAUGUUUCUCUCUCUGUAUUUGUGUUUUUCUGAUUAUGAUCUUAUGAAGUGUUGUAGCGUUAAGAGAAUAGGCUCGUUUCGUUCGGUUCAUAGACGGUUCAUUAAUACAAUUGGGCAAAUAGAUGUUUGUAGAGAAAUCGACCGAUUAUAAGUGAAACAUAUGAAUAAGAGAGACGUGUCAUUCGAUACCGUAUAUACCGUAUACUUUAACUAUUAUGGUGGAGUCAAAUGUAGCUGCAGUUCCUAGGUAGCAUUGCCCGACAAUGCUGUACAAAAACGUGCAAACUAAUUUUUAUUUCACCUACAACUCUACGCAUAUACAGCCGUUUUUUCUUGAAUAUUAUAAAAAUACACGAUAGAAAAUGCAAAGGAGAUAGAUUUCUAUUCAUAGAAUCCCAUCUGCCUGAAACACAAGGACAUUUUUAUGUGUGCACACUGAUCUGCCACCAUAAUAGUUGAGAGAUAAAAUUUAUCUUUAUCAUUAAUUAUUCCAUAUACUAUUCGUCAAUUUCGAUGUGUUAUCGAGCUCUUUGAGUUAAGAAUAAGUCCAUCUAUAAGGUACAUAUAAAUGUAAUCAGGUACUACGUUAUUUGUAUCGAUUGAUCGUGAAAUAAAAUCCAAAGAGACAAAAAUAAA
This is a messenger RNA of Harpegnathos saltator (Jerdon's jumping ant), 2889 nucleotides long. Its product is annotated as calnexin. Gene Ontology annotation, molecular function: calcium ion binding. The record is from RefSeq and is a predicted model, not a curated record. Gene Ontology annotation, biological process: protein folding; ERAD pathway. The transcript has 8 exons. Lineage: Eukaryota; Metazoa; Arthropoda; Insecta; Hymenoptera; Formicidae. Bases 193 to 1908 code for a protein of 571 amino acids. Gene Ontology annotation, cellular component: endoplasmic reticulum membrane; endoplasmic reticulum.